Messenger RNA from Homarus americanus (American lobster), 2109 nucleotides. RefSeq names its product elastin-like. Lineage: Eukaryota; Metazoa; Arthropoda; Malacostraca; Decapoda; Nephropidae. The coding region runs from base 1 to 2109 and encodes 702 amino acids. The record is from RefSeq and is a predicted model, not a curated record. The transcript has 7 exons.
AUGGGCGUUGUAGUUACAGCUACCAGCGUUCUAAAUAGUGCAAAAACAGCUGCCCCCAGAGACCCUACAGGGCUGGCACUCCUAGAGACUCUCCCAGGUACAGCACGGAACCUCAUAGGAGUGGCCGGAGCCCUUGGGACUCUCCGAGGGGCAAUGGAGUCCCCAGGGACCCACCCAGAGGCAACGAGGGCCCCUGGGACCCACCCAGGUAAGGUGGUGCCCUCUGAGAACCUCCCAGGUGAUAAUACUGGAAAUGUGAUGAUGGGCGUUGUAGUUGCAGCUCUCAGCGUUCUAAAUAGUGGAAAAACAACUGCCCCCAGAGACCCUACAGGGCUGGCGCUACCAGGGCCUACCUCAUUUGCGGAAGGGAACCUCCUAGGCGUGGCUGGGUCACUUAGGACCUUUCCAGGGGCAGUGGAAUCCCCAGGGACCCACCCAGAGGCAGCAGGAGCCCCUGGGACCCAACCAGUCGGUGAUAAUACUGGAAAUGUGAUGAUGGGCGUUGUAGUUGCAGCUACCAGCGUUCUAAAUAGUGCAAAAACAGCUGCCCCCAGAGAACCUACAGGGCUGGCGCUACCAGGGCUUAUCUCAUUUGCUGCAGGGAACCUCCUAGGCGUGGCUGGGUCACUUAGGACCUUUCCAGGGGCAGUGGAGGGUCCAGGGACUCACCCAGAGGCAGCCGGGGCCCCUUGGACCCACCCAGGGCUGGCACUCCUAGAUACCCUCCCAGGUGCAGCAGGGAACCUCCUAGGCGUGGCCGGGGCCCUUGGGACCCUCCCAGGGGCAGUGGAAUCCCCAGGGACCCACCCAGAGGGAGCAGGGGCCCCUGGGACCCACCCAGGGCUGGCACUCCUAGAGACCCUCCCAGGUGCAGCAGGGAACCUCCUAGGCGUGGCCGGGGCCCUUGGGACCCUCCCAGGGCAGUGGAAUCCCCAGGGACCCACCCAGAGGGAUAGGGGGGCCCUGGGGACCCACCUGCUGCAAGGUGGUUCCCCUGACACCCUCCCAGGUGCGUUGGGGACCUCUACCGGGGGCGGAAAUCCAUUUUACCUGAGGGAUGGCAGCGCCUCCUGGAACCCUCCCACGGAUGGCGUGGACCCCAGGAACCCUCCUACGGGAGGCAGGGCCCAUGCAACCCUUCCAGAAGCGUCGGGUGUACCAGGGACCUUCUCAGGGGUUGGUGGGGGCCCCUGGUACCUUCCCAGGUGUGUUGGUGCCCCUAGGGAUCCUCCCUGGAUAGUCGGUGAUAAUACUGGAAAUGUGAUGAUGGGCGUUGUAGUUGCAGCUACCAGCGUUCUAAAUAGUGCAAAAACAGCUGCCCCCAGAGAACCUACAGGGCUGGCUCUACCAGGGCCUAUCUCACUUGCUGCAGGGAACCUCCUAGGCGUGGCUGGGUCACUUAGGACCUUUCCAGGGGCAGUGGAAUCCCCAGGGACCAACCCAGAGGCAGCAGGGGCCCCUGGGACCCAACCAGGUAAGAUGGUGCCGUCUGAGUCCCUCCGAGGUGCGUUGGAGACCCUCCCAGGGGCGGCUGCGACCCAUUUUACCCAUCGAGGGACGGCAACGCUCCUUGGAAUCCUCCUACGGACGGCGGGGGCCCCAGGAACCAUCCUAGGGGCGGCAGGACCCGUGAAACCCUCUCAGAAGCGUUGGGUGUACCAGGGACCUUCCCAGGGGUUACUGGGUGCCCCUGGUACCUUCCCAGGGCUGGCACUCCUAGAUACCCUCCCAGGUGCAGCAGGGAACCUCCUAGGCGUGGCCGGGGCCCUUGGGACCCUCCCAGGGGCAGUGGAAUCUCCAGGGACCCACCCAGAGGGAGCAGGGGCCCCUGGGACCCACCCAGGUAAGGUGGUGCCCUCUGAGACUCUCCCAGGUGCGUUGGGGACCCUACCGGGGGCGGGUGGGACCCAUUUUACCCUCCGAGGGAUGCCAGCGCCUCCUGGAACCCUCCCACGGAUGGCGUGGACCCCAGGAACCCUCCUACGGGAGGCAGGGCCCAUGCAACCCUUCCAGAAGCGUCGGGUGUACCAGGGACCUUCCCAGGGGUUGGUGGGGGCCCCUGGUACCUUCCCAGGUGUGUUGGUGCCCCUAGGGAUCCUCCCUGGAUAG